Cyprinodon tularosa is the source of this 4121-nucleotide messenger RNA. RefSeq names its product RUN and FYVE domain containing 2 (gene rufy2). Bases 426 to 2024 code for a protein of 532 amino acids. NCBI's taxonomy places the organism in Eukaryota, Metazoa, Chordata, Actinopteri, Cyprinodontiformes, Cyprinodontidae. The transcript has 14 exons. Gene Ontology annotation, molecular function: metal ion binding. The record is from RefSeq and is a predicted model, not a curated record. Gene Ontology annotation, cellular component: cytoplasm.
CUGCCUUUUGUGAUCUUCGUGGGCCUCCUGACGCCGCCUCUUCACAGGGUGCAGCAGCGGGACUGUGGACACCAACUGUCGUUUAGGUUAGCUGGCUGUAAACAAAUCUGUACACCUCCGAGAUGUACGCCAUAGAAACGCUUUGUGAGACGCUGUUUGCUGCGCUGUAAUCACAGCCGUUAGCACACACAAUGUAGAAAAUAUGACGCUUUUAUGCCCGGGGGCGGUGUAACUUUUAUGGACAGCUGGAUUUUUUUUCUGCUGCUGUUGUUGUUGUUAAACUAAUGCCAUCAUUUAACCGAUGGGAUGCCACACAUGUAAUCGGUGACGUCUGCCAAAAUCUGUUGCUAACUAACGGGAAGUAAGCUGGAUAAUUGGUGCUUUAGCUGCAUCGAGGAGCUCGGUUAGCAUUAAAAAUAUUGAACAUGGCAUCUGCUGCUGCCGAGCACGACCUGGCUCUGUCUGAGGCGGACAGCAGUAAAGAGAAAGGCCAGGUGUUCGGCAUUCUGAGGCUCCAGGAGGAGAAAUUAGGUGCAGGGGAGAAGACGAGCAGCACUGUUAGAGGAGGAGGAGGUGUUGGAGACGGGCGAUGGCAGGCUCCUAUCUUCGCUUUAGCAAGGAAAGCAUCAGAGACCAUUUCAGGAAGCAUUCACGUCCAUCCCAAAGUGUCGGAACAAAGGAAUUCUCUUCCCGGGGACUGGACUGUCCAAGCUAUGCGCGACCCCAUGGCCAUGGAGCGAGCCAACCUACUGAACAUGGCAAAACUUAGCAUCAAAGGCCUGAUUGAGUCGGCACUGAGCUUCGGUCGGACGCUGGACUCAGACUACCCGCCUCUCCAACAGUUCUUUGUGGUUAUGGAGCACUGUCUGAAACACGGCCUCAGAGUAAAGAAGUCCUUCCUGGGCUUCAACAAGUCUCUGUGGGGCCCUCUAGAGCUGGUAGAGAAGCUGUGUCCAGAAGCGUCAGAGAUCUCUGCCUCUGUACGGGACCUUCCCGGCCUCAAGACGCCUCUGGGCAGAGCCAGGGCAUGGAUUCGUCUGGCUCUCAUGCAGAAACGGCUGGCCGACUACCUGCGACUUCUCAUCACUCGAAAAGACCUCCUCAGUGAUUUCUAUGAGGAUUCAGCGCUGAUGCUGGAGGAGGAAGGGGCAGUGAUUGUGGGCCUGCUGGUGGGCCUGAACGUCAUCGACGCUAACCUCUGUGUGAAAGGGGAAGACUUGGACUCUCAGGUCGGAGUGAUUGACUUCUCCAUGUAUCUGAAAAAUGACAUGGACGAUUACAGAAGCGAGGAGAGGAAUAGCCAGAUCUCAUCCAUCUUGGACCAGAAGAAUUAUGUAGAAGAGCUGAACCGGCAACUCAACUCCACGGUUCAUGGCCUUCAGAGCAGAGUCGAUUCACUUGAAAAGUCCAACUCCAAACUCAUUGAAGAGCUAGCUAUAGCCAAAAACAACAUCAUCAAGCUGCAGGAAGAAAACCAGCAGCUCAGAGGUGAAAACAAACUGAUUCUGAUGAAGGCACAACAACAUUUGGAGGUGACUCAAGGCGACGCAUCAGUGGAGCGGGACACCUACAAACAGUCCCGUCAGGGUUUGGAUGAGAUGUACAAUGAAGCCAGGAGGCAGCUGAAAGAGGAGUGCCAGCUCAGACAGGAUGUGGAGAACGAGCUGGUUGCACAGGUGUCUAUGAAACAGGAAAUGGAGCUGGCCAUGAAGCUUCUGGAGAAAGACAUCCAUGAGAAACAGGACACUCUGAUCGGACUGAGGCAUCAACUGGAUGAAGUAAAGGCCAUCAAUGUAGAAAUGUACCAGAAGAUGCAGUCGUCAGACGAAGAGAUGAAGAAGAAGAAUGACGUGAUCAGCCGCCUGGAGGAGAAGACCAAUCAAAUCAAUGCCACUAUGAAACAACUCGAGCAAAGCGAUAAAGAUCUGCUCAGCCAGACCAGAACACUUGCUAUGUCAUUUGUUAAGUGUGCCAGCACAGACACAGAGCACCAGUACAAGCUGGUCAAAGACAUCUCCUUUUGAGGACAUGUUUACACCAAUAAUUCACUAAACUCUGAACAACAUUCCUGUUAUUUAACUCAAAAUAGUGAAAUGGUUUUACAGGCCAGAGAGGCGGCAUAGAAUCGGGUAUAAAACCCACUGUAUGUCAGAUUCAGCUCCUGUGGAUAUUUGAGACGGUUUUCACCAAGUUAGAUCCAGAGAACUGAUCAGCAUUAGAGCAAACAAGCUUCCUGAGAAGCUUUGCCGAGAGCUGCUGGAUUGUCGCUCUAAUGCUUUUCAAUGAACUAUACACUACUUAUAUAUUCAGUCACGUGUGUAUCACCUUUCGUUCCAACAACGCUCAGUUUCUAUGCAGUAAGGUAGUCUGACUCUGAUAUGUAACCAUUGGGUCUUCUUUUAUGGUUGAUAUAAAGUGGAAAGUGAACACAAACAUCAGGGUGAUUCCUUGUUCUAGGAUCAAAAUCUGUCCAGAGGAUAGGAGUGUUCAUGUUGUCCCAUAGCUGCAUUUAAAGUGUGUCCCUUACAUUCUGUUACCGUAAAAGUUCUAGGGGAGAAAUAAAGUCAUAAGUUGUAUAAAUACGAAGUGGAAGGAAACUGAUGUAUAGUUUUCACAUUUUUUUUUUAAAUACAAUUUUCAAAAUCUUAAAAGUGUGGCAUGCAAUUGAACUCUGUCCCCUUUAAUCUGCCACCUCUGAAAAUAGAGUGGGAACGAUCCAAUUGAGACAUCAGGUAACUAGUGAAUUGAGUCCAGCUGUGUGAGAUUUAACGUCAGGAUAAAGGCAGCUGUGUUCGUUAGCCAACAUUAGUGAGGAAAAAAAGCAUAAUGGAGUUUAAGGAAAAUGGUGAAAGAUAAAGUUCUGUAGAUUUUAAAGCAGGAUUAGGUAAUACAUGCAUAAUAAACCCCUCACUUGUUGAAUCUAUCAUUUGAAAGCUGGUUUUCAUUUUCUAUUAAAUUAAAACGGCCAUCUCAAUGGUGAUAUGUGGAGAUGAUGAUGGCUUCAUCAUUUAUUUUUAGAAAAGAUGAUCGAUGGAGAUAAAGAUGGAUGGAGCUGAUUACAGUGGAGCCCUGAAGUCCCUAAAUGAUUGCUGCUGUAAUGCCUAAAAGUGGCUUCUACCCACUAAGUGAACUCAGCUGUGUUGAACUCCAUACUUCUCAUAUGUAGAAGUUUUUGAAAACCGUGCAUCAUUUUCUUUCCACUUCAUAAAUGCACCAUUAUGCGAUAGUCCUUUACAGGAAAUCCCAGUAAAUUAAAAUGAAUAUGGCGACUAUAAAAAAAAUAAAAAAAAAAAUCAACAAAAAAACAACUGGCUCUAGUGUGAAAGUCAAUUUGUCAAAUCAGUUUUCCUCUUGCAGUCAUUUUCUUGUUGUUUUAGUUAUUUUGCCAAGUCAGUCUGUGAGGAAUUUAGAGCAGAUGGGACUGUUUGUGCAGCGCACUGCUUCAAAUCUGUUGCUGGUUUGUGUUGCAUGUGUUGCACCUCCUGACCUGCUUCACAGUGGCUGUCAAAACCCUGUCUGCACCUGCAGUUAGUCCCUUCUGCUCCUGCUCAAAAUGUCUAGUAAAACUUUUUUUAACAAGUGAAUUAAGUUUUAGAUCAGGAAUGAGCAAUUCCAGUUCCAGAGGGUCGGUAUCCUGCAACCUUUAGAUGUGCCUUUGGUUCAACACACCUUAUCAAGUUAUUAGAUGAUUGAGAGGACUCUGGACGAACUGAGUGCAUACUGAAGAGAUAACUCAGCCAUUUGAUUCACGUGUGUUGGACCAAGGAUGGAUGUAAAAGUUGUACGAUACCGGCCCCUGGGAACUGGAAUUGCCCAUUCCUGCAUUAGUGAAUAUAAUUUAAAGUCAUGUUAAAACUGCAGAGUUGCCUUCCUAAAGGUUGAUUAAUAUCUGCAGAAACAAACUGGUUACAAAGCUGUAAAAAUCUGCAUUGCUCUCAUUUUUGGCGUUCUUACUGACUUCUGUGAUAUACACUAAAAUAGAAAAUAAUCUUCCUGACUGUUCUAAUUACCAUGUUUAUAAAAACUUGAAUUUUUGGACAGAAAUGGAGCCAGUCAUGCUAGUUGAAGUUCACUAUUGUAUUUUAUCACAGUGAUCAAUAAAUCAAAAUGUUUUGAAAGUG